Melanotaenia boesemani (Boeseman's rainbowfish) is the source of this 5043-nucleotide messenger RNA. It is a transcript of the gene arel1, whose product is annotated as apoptosis resistant E3 ubiquitin protein ligase 1. Gene Ontology annotation, molecular function: ubiquitin-protein transferase activity. The transcript is spliced from 21 exons. Lineage: Eukaryota; Metazoa; Chordata; Actinopteri; Atheriniformes; Melanotaeniidae. Gene Ontology annotation, biological process: positive regulation of protein catabolic process; protein polyubiquitination; negative regulation of apoptotic process. The record is from RefSeq and is a predicted model, not a curated record. The coding region runs from base 1 to 3063 and encodes 1020 amino acids.
AUGGACCGCCGCUUCUUCCUGACCUUCCUGUUCUGCUCAGUGUUGUGGGUCUCUUUCUGGGAAGGACGCUGGAAGAAAAGAAAAGAAAGCCAGAUCGAGGAAUGGCUUCAAGGACACAGCCUAUCUCAAUACAAGUUUUUAUUUGAAGAUGUACAGACGCUGGAAGAACUGAGUCUGAGUGCACUGAGUCGUCUGGAAGAGGUGGUGAAGGAACAGCAGCGCUGGAGGGAAAUUGCAGAGGCUCACAUCCAGCUCCUCAGAGACUUUGCCUUCCAGGAGUGGCUUUGCUCCCAGAACCUGGAACACUAUUACCAUAUAUUGAAGACCUUAGGUUGUAUGAAUCUGGAUGACUUAUCUCAGUUUGACAGUCAACUGCAGCUAUCUCUAGCUGCCUGGGGCUACUAUUACGAAGACUACAUAAAGUUGUCUACAGGCAUCAAAAUCCUCCAGAGCUCAAGGGGAAGUCGAGAUCAGGACUACGAGAUCCGGCUGGUACACAGCCUUGCUGAGAGGCGUCUGAAUGAGAAGUGGUCGAUCGCUGGAGCUUUCCUGUUUGGCUGUACUGUGGCACUGUGCUUCUUGAUCAGGGACCUCAUGUUUUACGUGAUUGGUGGAAUUACUGUUUCCAUCAUAGCGUUUGUCUUUACCAUCAAGUUCCUCUGUGAGCUUGCCGCAAGGGUUGUUAGCUUCCUUCAGAAUGAGGACCCAGGACGACGGGGAGACCGCAGCAUCUACGACUAUGUCCGGGGCAACUACUUGGACCCACGUUCCUGCAAGGUUUCUUGGGACUGGAAGGAACCACAGGAAGUGGGGCAGACGAUGAGCUUCAGAGUUCAGCUCUUCUACAAGAAUGGUCAACCUUUCCCUGCCCAUAGGCCUGUGGGACUGAGGGUCAACAUUACCCACAUUGAACUGGCCUUGGACAUCCCUGUGACGCAAGAGGUUCUGCACGACCCAGAGUCCAAUGUAGUCAAAGUAGCCUUUACAGUGCGCAAGGCUGGACGCUAUGAGGUUGCUGUGAAGCUUGGUGGCCUCAAUGUGGCCUAUAGCCCUUAUUACAAGAUAUUCCAGCCGGGUACAGUUGUUCCAUCCAAAACCAAGAUAGCCUACCAUUUCUCCACCCUGGUGCUAACAAAUGGCCAGCAGCACACUUUACAAAUUGAACCCAGGGAUGAAUAUGGAAACCCAACCAGUAACUCCACUUCUCUCACAGAUGAAGCCAACUACAGCGUCCAUAUGCACUCUCUUGGCACAGUAGAUGAUGACAACCUAGAGGACUUUUACAGUAAGUCGGUUUCACUAAACAAGCAGCAGUGUCAAGUUCUGCUGAGACUGACCCUGAGGAAAACGGGCUGUUUCAGAACUCGGAUCUCUUACAAGGAUCAGCCGCUCAGCAACGGGGAAUUCGACAUAAUUGUUCUCAGUGAGAAUGAAAAGGCCUGUGUGGAGAAGAAUGUGUCCACUCCAGGCAUAAGCAUCUACUUUGAGGCAUACCUUUACAGUAGCGGGAAUUACAGCAGUUCAUCAUGGCAGUUACCAGCCUCCUCUUUGCUGGCUCCUCAGAGGAGGCCCUCCAUGGGAGAGGAGGAGGAAGAGCAUGACUCUCCUGUGGAGGGGCAACCUGAGAAGGUCAAGAAACCAAAAAAGGUCUACUGUUACAUAUCGCCAAAGCAACUUUCUGUCAAGGAGUUCUACCUAAAAAUUAUUCCAUGGCGCCUUUUCACCUUUCGAGUAUGUCCAGGAACAAAGUUUACCUAUUAUGGUCCUGACCCAGUUCAUAAGUAUCUAACCCUUGUGGUGGAUGAUGGGAUACAGCCUCCUGUGGAGCUCAGCUGCAAAGAUAGGAACAUCAUGGCUGCCACCUUCAUCCGUUUCCUGCACAAAAACAUUGGCGGCUCUGAAACCUUUCAAGAUAAGGUCAACUUCUUUCAACGUGAACUCAGGCACAUCCACUCCAAGAGACCUCGCACCAAAACCUGCCUAAAAAUCUCUCGACACACCAUUCUAGAUUCAUCACUAAAGGCCACAAGAAACUUCUCAGUAUCAGACUGGAGUAAGAACUUUGAGGUUGUGUUUCAGGAUGAGGAAGCCCUGGACUGGGGAGGUCCUCGCAGGGAGUGGUUUGAGCUGAUUUGUAAGACCCUUUUUGACACAUCCAACCAGUUGUUCACCCGCUUCAGUGACAAUAAUCAGGGUCUUGUGCACCCAAAUGCUGACAGGCCGCCCUACUUGCGGCUGAAGAUGUAUGAGUUUGCAGGGCGCAUCGUAGGGAAGUGCCUGUAUGAGUCUGCAUUGGGUGGAUCUUACAAACAGCUGGUCCGAGCUCGCUUUACACGUUCCUUCUUGGCUCAGAUCAUUGGCCUUAGGAUGAACUACAAGUACUUUGAGACAGAUGACCAGGAGUUCUACAAAACUAAGGUCUGCUUCAUCCUAAACAAUGACGUGAGUGAAAUGGACCUGGUGUUUGCUGAGGAGAAGUACAGCAAGUCUGGACAGCUGGAGAAGGUGGUGGAAUUGAUAUCAGGGGGAGCUCAGAUCGCUGUUACUAAUGAAAACAAGAUGCAUUAUCUCAACCUUCUGGCCCAGUACAGACUGGCCAGCCAGGUGAGGGAUGAAGUGGAACACUUCCUGAAAGGUUUGAACGAACUGGUUCCAGAAAAUCUGCUGGCCAUAUUUGACGAGAAUGAGUUGGAGCUGUUGAUGUGUGGCACGGGGGACAUAAAUGUGCAGGACUUCAAAGCUCACGCUGUGAUUGUUGGAGGAUCGUGGCACUUCAGAGAGAAAGUGAUGAAGUGGUUCUGGACAGUGGUGUCCAGUUUCACCCAGGAAGAACUGGCACGUCUGUUGCAGUUCACCACUGGUUCAUCUCAGCUUCCCCCUGGGGGAUUCAACACUCUUUGCCCCUCUUUCCAGAUCAUUGCUGCUCCCACACACAGCACUUUGCCCACUGCACACACCUGUUUUAACCAGCUGUGCCUCCCUACCUAUGACUCCUACGAGGAGCUGCACAAGAUGCUGAAGCUGGCCAUCAGUGAGGGCAGUGAGGGCUUCGGGAUGCUCUGACUUCUUGUUCACUGGCACCGUGGUUCCACUCACACAUGUGGAGACCAGCACAGCUUCACUGCCCUGCUGUUCUGCGUUCAUCAGUAUUUAACAGUCCAGCAUCUUGGCACACCCUAUAUAUUCUCUCUCAGAAUGGGAGGGCUAUUCAGGAAGUUCCCGAAGACUGUGUUUAAAGUGGGACUGAGUCAUAUGAACUCUUAAGACUACUGUAUGUAUAUAAAGUAUCUCAUUUAUUUGAUUAGAAAAAAAAAGACAACAAAACAUGGACUGCUGAAAAAGGUGAUGUUAGGGCUAGUUUUACUCCUGAAUGCAAAGUUUGCUUAGCUUUAUAUGUUUAAUAGACAAAUGAUGCAGGAACAAAGGCUCCGAGUUAUAAACUAUUUAACAGCUUAUUUUGCAUUUUGCAAACUGAGAAACUCUCAUGUGCAACAGCAGCCUCCAUGUGAUGUGGGUGACACAUGCAUUCACAGCACUUUGGCCUUAACUGAUCAGGGACUGAUGUGUGUAUGUAAAUAUAUAAUAUCACUCUUUAUUUCAAUAUUUGUACAUACUGGUGUGUAAACAUAGGCUUUCAUCUUAUUACCUUUUGAUUUGACAUUUGAGGUGAAGGGACUUCAUUGUUGCUGCACUUUUGCCAGGUUGAGGUGAGGGGAGUUUUAAAAGAAGCCAAGUGAUUUCUGUUGUCUGUGUUUUUAACUUAUUAACUCUUGAGAUGUUUUUUUGACCUAUUUUAUUGAAUGUUUUUGUUAUGUUUCAUAACCUGCCUUAUUCACACCCUUUGCCUGGGAGAGGUGCUUAGGUGACAGAAACAUAGUCAACAAUUAGUAGUUAUGACAUUUCCGUUUGUGCAUGCGGGGGGGGUUACUGUGGGAGAGUGCUGGUUGGAUCUUGGAUUUACAGCCAACAUUUUGUUGUGCUUUUUCCUUCUUCAUUCACAACCUUUUAUGGGUUUACCUCAGAAUCUGCCACCUAUGCAUCCCCUGACAGCUGUGUAUGUUUUCAUGCAUGUAUGGAAACACAUGCACACACACUUUGCUCAUAGUUGCCUCCUUUCAGUCCUCACUGUACAACCGUUAGCCAUAUACUCCCUCAUAUUUUGUAAAUUUAAAAAAAAAAAGGGUUGUUUGUUUGGGAAAAUAUAUCCAGGUUGUUUUUUCUGUUGGACUGUAAAACUAUUUAUUUUUAAUGUUGUUAGUGUUGUCUGUCCUGAGCCAACAUAUGUUUGUUCCUUUUUUCUGUUUUGAUUUUGUUUUGUUUGAUUUUGUUGAAAGAGUUUACAAGAUCAUUGGCCAUGUUGUAAUGUGUGCUGCCAGUCUGAGUAUUCUAGGUAAAGUGAUGCUUAGAUUCAAAACAUAAACAAAAACCACACUCUGUGGCGUUUUACUUGUAAUAUGUUCAAAUUCCCCACAGGGCACUCCAAAUGCAUUUUCAAAUCUGAUAUUGCUCUCAGUGUUGGCUUUCAUUUUCACAUUCCCACUUAGAGAUUUAUCUUGAAUGGCAAAAACAUCCCAUUUAGACUGUAAGUACUUUAACUGGUCUUCAGCAGUGUUGAGAGGUUUAUGUAAGAUUUUUAGGAAUUAUGCUUAUUUGGGUUGUGCAAUGCUGACUUGAUGUACUGAGGGUGAGCACCCAAAUACCAAUGGAUGACAUCAUAUUUAUUUAACAUGAAGGUGAAGUAUUACAGACAUGACACGACUAAGCAAAUAUAAAGGAAAAUUGUCUCUGAUUUUAUGUUUAUUUGUUUUGUUUUUUUUUUUUUUUUUUUUGGAACAUCCAUUUGUCUGUUUUGUUUGAGUGGGUUUCUGGGUUAAAUGGGCUGCGUGUGAAUUUUAGCUAUGUAGAUAUUGUGAUAUUUGCCUACGACUUUGAAGCUGGGAAUACCCUUUUUUAUUUUUAAUGGCAAGCCUCUGCUGAUGAAUGUUUGAAGAUUUUCUGGACUGUAAGUCCUUUGUUUAUUGGAAUAAAAAAAACUGGAAUAAA